This is a messenger RNA of Branchiostoma floridae (Florida lancelet), 877 nucleotides long. RefSeq names its product endosomal/lysosomal potassium channel TMEM175-like. Gene Ontology annotation, cellular component: lysosome; endosome. NCBI's taxonomy places the organism in Eukaryota, Metazoa, Chordata, Leptocardii, Amphioxiformes, Branchiostomatidae. The transcript is spliced from 4 exons. The coding region runs from base 97 to 426 and encodes 109 amino acids. Gene Ontology annotation, molecular function: potassium ion leak channel activity. The record is from RefSeq and is a predicted model, not a curated record.
UAGGAAUGAUAGAGAUGUACAUCAUCUGACUUUUGUAGCACAUUUGUAUUUUAUAGCCCGAAACUUAACGAUUUCCUUUACCUAUAACAGGCACUCAUGUUUGCUGGAUUUCUCCCAAUCGUUUUCAAGUUAACGGGAGAGUUUGGACACUUGGUGCGAAACAACAAUACAUCAGUAGCUGUGCAACUGAAUAGUGGCACGGUGUUCCUGGCCAGCAUCUGGCUCCUGGCCAUAUGGAUCACGGCUAUGUGUAAGAAGUCCGAGCUGCUACACCCGUCUGCUCACGGCACCCACGACUGUGUUUUCAUGUUUCUAAACCUGCUCAUCUAUCCCAUUGUCAGACGGCUGUGGUACCAACGGGUAACAGACGGAGUGGAAUCGAUGAUAGGCCGGAGAAUUGUACGGAAUACGCGUAGACGAUCGUGAAAGUCUGGUAAGUAGUUAGGGGACUUCAGUCUCCACAGUGGUUCUGCAACAAUGACUACACGGACAGAAGGGAUACAAGCUAUGGUCCAAGCCAAAGACACAAGGUCAUGUGCCACUUGGUCAGGAGAUUGGUUUCGCAGACAAAUGUCGUUGUGUGCUAAGUCCAGAUAAACGAUGUGUGGAUUAGAGUGUCGCAGAAUGGGAAGAAUUGUUUGGUAGUACCUGGCGAUGGUGCAGCCAGGUACUCCAUGAAAGGAAAUGUCCACGUUUUCAAGCCAGAAUGUAGGAGAGAUGACUCGGCCAUGAGCCGUAGAACAACGCCGCCGAAUGAAAUGGUCUAGACGGCGAAUAAAGGAAUGUCCGGUAAUGGCUAUACGGGUGGUCUGUUCCAUAUGCCUUGAACAAGAAUGAAAUAAAGGAAAACGAUAAAAGUCACAGGCACGCUCACCGU